UCCCUCCGUCUCCCAGUCCAGCUGCACUUCUUUUGAUCACGUUUCCUCCAAAUGCAUGUUGCCUUUAAUUAAUUGAGUGUCUCGUGGAGAGCGAGGUGCGGGAGACAAGCAGAGAACAGCUAUAGCUACACAAUUAAAAUACAAACCAAGACUGCUGAGUUUACUGAAUGCAAGUGCUGAAGUGGCUAAUAAGCUUUUUUGUGGUUAAUGUUUUGCUCUGAGAACAGACCUAGGAGCAGAGAUGGAGGGCAUGGAUUUUGAGGAUGAGAAGUCCAAGAGAUACUGCAUUAAGACAAAGCAUGUGGCUAUCAUCUGUGGAGUUGUGGUUGUUGUAGGACUUGCUGUGGGGCUUGGUGUGGGAUUGAGCAGACCCAAACCUCCAAAGGCAACAGAGAAACCAACAACAACAACAACAACAACAACAACAACAACAACAACAACAACAACAACAACAACAGCAGAACAGCCUCCUCCCCCAGUGGAUUUGGGUCCCUGUCCUUCCAAGAAUGAUGAGACUGGAGACUGGAGACAUUUUAGGCUUCCCACUUAUGUCAAGCCUGUCCAUUAUGAUCUGGAAAUCAAGCCUGAAAUGGAGAAAGACACUUACAGUGGGACAGUCAGUAUAUCCAUUGCUUUGGAAAAACCAACCAGCUCCCUGUGGCUUCACCUGCGAGAGACCAAGGUUACAGAAAUACCCACACUCCGGAAAUCUUCGGGACAGCAGAUUGCUCUGAAUGACUGCUUUGAGUACAAGCCACAAGAAUACAUUGUGAUGAAGGCAGCAGCAGAGCUCCCUGUCACUGAUGAAAGUGAUCCCUAUGUGCUCACUCUGAAGUUUCAAGGCUGGCUGAAUGGUUCGCUGGUUGGGUUUUAUAGGACCACCUAUACUGAGAACGGACAGAUCAAGAGCAUUGCAGCUACUGAUCAUGAGCCAACAGAUGCACGGAAAUCAUUUCCUUGCUUUGACGAGCCAAACAAAAAGGCAACAUACAACAUAUCCAUCAUCCAUCAAGAUGUGUACCAAGCGCUUUCUAACAUGCCAGUACAGAAAACUGUACAGCUUGGUGAUGGCUGGAAUCGAACAACUUUUGAGAAGUCGGUCCCCAUGAGCACUUACUUGGUAUGCUUUGCAGUGCAUCAGUUUGCCUGGGUAGAAAGAAUAUCAGCAAGUGGAAAACCUCUGAGAGUUUACGCCCAGCCACAGCAAAUACACACAGCAGAAUAUGCAGCAGAUGUAACAAAAAUUGUAUUCGACUUCUUCGAAAAGUACUUUAAUUUGAGCUACUCCCUUCCAAAACUAGAUAAAAUAGCUAUUCCAGAUUUCGGGACAGGUGCUAUGGAGAACUGGGGGCUGAUCACAUAUCGAGAAACAAACCUGCUGUAUGAUCCUAAUGAGUCAGCCUCAUCCAACAAACAGAGAGUAGCUGCUGUGAUAGCCCAUGAGCUCGUUCAUCAGUGGUUUGGAAAUAUCGUAACCAUGGACUGGUGGGAUGACUUGUGGUUAAAUGAAGGAUUUGCCAGUUAUUUUGAGUUCCUGGGAGCAAAUAAAGCAGAACCAAGUUGGCAAAUGCUUGAACAGGUUUUAAUUGAGGAUGUGCUUCCUGUGCUGAAAGAUGACUCUUUGCUGUCUUCUCACCCAAUUGUAGCCGAUGUGUCAUCUCCAGCUGAAAUCACCUCUGUGUUUGAUGGGAUAUCUUACAGUAAGGGUGCAUCAAUCCUCAGAAUGAUUCAAGACUGGAUUACACCAGAGCUCUUCCAAAAAGGCUGUCAGGCGUAUUUGAAAAAACACCAUUUCCAGAAUGCCAAGACACAACAAUUUUGGGAAGCUCUGGAAGAGGCAAGUAAUAAACCUGUGAAGGAAGUCAUGGACACAUGGACUGGGCAGAUGGGCUACCCUGUUUUGGAGAUGGGAGAUAAUUCAGUAUUCAUACAGAAACGUUUUCUUUUGGAUCCCAAAGCAAAUGCUUCUCAUCCUCCUUCUGAUCUUGGUUAUAAAUGGAAUAUACCAGUCAAAUGGAAGCGUGGUGAUUCAUCAGGUUAUACUUUCUACAACGCAUCAGAUUCUAGAGGAAUUACAAUAGAAGGUACUUCUGAUACUUUUGUGAAAGUUAAUCCAGACCACAUUGGAUUCUUUCGGGUGAAUUAUGAUAGUCAAAACUGGGCCACGCUAAGCAGUCUUCUGCUCCAAAACCACACAAGUUUUUCAGCUGCUGAUCGCACAGGGAUUUUGGAUGAUGCCUUUUCUUUAGCAAGACCUGGACUUGUGAAUUACUCUGUUGCCCUGGAACUCACAAAAUACCUAAGAAAUGAAACAGAAUAUUUACCUUGGAAUAGAGCUGUAUCAGCUGUAACUUACCUUGCAAACAUGCUUGAAGAUGAUAAAAAUCUCUAUCCCGUGUUUCAGAGGUAUUUUAGCAAUCUGGUAAAGCCAGCUGUGGAUCAAUUGGGCUGGGAAGAUUCUGGAGACCAUUUGCAGAGGCUUCUUCGUGCAUCUCUUCUAGACUUUGCCUGCAGUAUGAAUGACGAAGAAUCUUUGCGCAACGCUUCUGAACUCUUUGAUAGAUGGUUACAAGGAGAAACUAUUGCUGCAAAUCUCCGACUCAUAGUAUAUCGCUAUGGGAUGCAGAACUCAGGCAAUGAGACAUCAUGGAAUCACAUGUUCAAAGAAUACCAAAAAACUACAUUAGCCCAAGAAAAAGAAAAGCUGCUAUAUGGCCUGGCAUCAGUGAGGAACAUCACCCUUUUGGACAGGUAUCUGAAAUAUAUUUACAACACCAGCCUCAUCAAAAGCCAAGAUGUGUUCACAGUCCUGAGAUACAUCUCAUAUAACACCUAUGGGAAAACAAUGGCCUGGGACUGGAUACGACUGAACUGGGAGUACUUAGUUGACAGAUUCACUAUAAAUGACAGAACCCUUGGUCGAAUAGUAACUAUUACCCAAACUUUCAACACUGAGCUCCAGCUUUGGCAGAUGGAAAAUUUCUUUGAAAAAUAUCCUAAUGCUGGGGCAGGAGAAAUGCCCAGGAGUCAGUCACUGGAGCAAGUGAAGAGCAACAUUGAAUGGCUAAAAGAAAAUAAGGAGGAAAUAGAAACAUGGCUGAAAGCACAGUAAGGCUUCAAAGUCUUACUUUGUGAAAAAGAUCAGGCACUCAGAUCUUGAGAGAUGUUUAGCAAUAUGGAUUUCUCACCUAGAUACCUUAGAGGACUAAGACCUAACAUUUUUUUCUAAAAACACUCAGGAGACCACUGCCAGAGCAAUGUUUGUGUAGUGGUUUAGCAGGAAUAUCUUUGUAUGUUGAGAGCUGAAUUUGCCUGAACAAACAGGACAAAGGUUUAAAGUCACUCAAAGCAGAAGCGGUGGCAGAACUGGAGUCCUUGCUGAUCACUCUGGUCUUACUCCUUAUGCACACCACUCUGCAAAGCUACUUCUUGGUUCACACAGAAGCAUAUCUAGUACACUCAGGGAUUCCUUUCCAAGUGCACCUCAUAGGAGUUUUCUCCUGAAGGAAAGGGAAUUAAACAAUAGCUUUGACAUUGUCUGAAAAUCAUCCCCUAUAUUUAUAGCUGUAAAAAUUCUAUGUGUGGGAUUUAGAUUUGCUUUCUGAUACUGCAGAAAGGCCAGUUAAGCUUUCCUCUCAAUUGAUUUUUGAAGUUUAACUACCGGUACACAAGGGAUCAAUUUUAUCAACUUCUUUUUCAAUGUUAUUAAGUGGGAUUCUGUAGUUUAGGGUAGGGGUUGUCUUGGUUACUUUUGUCUUAUUUCUAAAUCUUUAAGAAAAAAAAAAAAAAAAGAAGAGAACUUGUGGCAGCCAAUACUGCAAACAAGACAUGCUUUACU
Messenger RNA from Poecile atricapillus (Black-capped chickadee), 3838 nucleotides. It is a transcript of the gene ENPEP, whose product is annotated as glutamyl aminopeptidase. The record is from RefSeq and is a predicted model, not a curated record. Gene Ontology annotation, molecular function: zinc ion binding; metalloaminopeptidase activity; peptide binding. Gene Ontology annotation, cellular component: cytoplasm. Lineage: Eukaryota; Metazoa; Chordata; Aves; Passeriformes; Paridae. Gene Ontology annotation, biological process: peptide catabolic process; proteolysis. Bases 242 to 3112 code for a protein of 956 amino acids. The transcript is spliced from 20 exons.